Exophiala spinifera is the source of this 3555-nucleotide messenger RNA. RefSeq lists its product as uncharacterized. Gene Ontology annotation, biological process: DNA replication checkpoint signaling; replication fork arrest; DNA repair. Bases 1 to 3555 code for a protein of 1184 amino acids. Gene Ontology annotation, molecular function: DNA binding. Gene Ontology annotation, cellular component: replication fork protection complex. The record is from RefSeq and is a predicted model, not a curated record. Lineage: Eukaryota; Fungi; Ascomycota; Eurotiomycetes; Chaetothyriales; Herpotrichiellaceae. The transcript is spliced from 2 exons.
AUGAAUGAGAAUAUGGAGGAAGGCAAUCCUUUCACCAAGGCCCAAACUGUUCAUCCAGAAGUUAGAGCUUAUGUUUACAGUCUUGUCAACGCUCUUGGUGGAAGCAGCACCGAUGACGACGGCCGCUACGUGCUCGGUGACGAUGCCCUUGCCUGCUUGCGCGACCUAAAACGCUGGCUCAAGUUCUACGACGAGAAGAACAAUCGCUUGGAUGUGGCACGAUGUCUCGCGGAAGCCCAUCUUGUGGGAGGAGAUCUCAUACCAAUCCUUGCCUCGUGGCCUGAGGAUGGUAAGGACAACAAGUUGAAGGCAAGAGUGGCAUUGGCGUGUCUGGAAUUGCUGGUACCGUUGACAUGGCCCUUGGAAACAGGAGGAGAAAUGACUUCGAAUCACCAUCGCCAUACCCCAUAUCUUCAGCAGGCUCAGGUGUUGUACAAGGCUGGGGUUCUCGGAUGUGAUACUAGCAGUAUCCUCCGACAGGUCGUGCGUAUCGGCCUACCCUCAAUUGCUAUCGCGAGAGCCGAUAGGACGGCUCGAGAUGAAGGUAUCCUCAAACUCAUGCUCUAUUUCUUCCGGAAUCUAGCAGUUAUACAGCAGCUCCCGAAUCUACCAAGUCAGGGCCUCGAUUCAGAAGUCUCUCGCUCUGCAACGAUAGAGGCAUUUCGAGAUCAGGACGUGUUUGCCCUUCUUUUGACGAUCUGUUCGAAUAUGGGCGAAGACUUCAACCUUCAGGACGUCAUUGUGCUAGAUAUCAUCUUCAACCUCAUCAAAGGUGUCGAUCCGAAGCGAUUAUGGAUGACAGAGCAAGAGCGAAAAGGCCACGGAAUCACUGAGCUUGGAGCAGCGUUAGCGCUUGAAGACAGCCAAACCAGAGACGCCAAACGACACCAAUGGAGUCGACAUGGCCGGUUUGGAACCAUGAUCUGGGUUAAGCGUGAGGACCAAAAGAUGUCUGCUGUUUCUGGCCAGGACAAUCUCAAGAAUGACCAGCAAGCGUUCUUCAAUAUGGACAAAUCAAAGAAGUGGAAUAAACCACAACAGAAGCGCAAAGAUAUUGAACACACUAUCCACGAUUUCGACCAUACCGCGCGACUCACUGACUCAGCUGCCGAGAAGCUACGCAACUUUGUGGAGGAAUUUCUAGAUUCCGGUUUCAAUCCAUUCUUCACUCAUCUUAGGAAAGCUAUCGAGAGGGAAGCAGAACGCCUAGCAGAAGUCAACUACCGCCAAUUCUUCUACUCUGUGGCAUGGUUCCUUGAUGCGGAGAGAAACCGGAGAGCGAGAGAGAAGAAGGAAAACAAGCUUGACAAGGUCCGCACAGAUUUUGAAGAUGAGAGCUAUUCCCUCGUAGCAGCUGUGCUGAAUCAGGAAACAUUCAUCAUGCUGAAUCGCUUCAUGCAACUCUCUUUGGACAACAAAGAAGCACAGGAUCUGAACGCAAGCAUGCGCUGCUUUACCCAAAUUCUUCUAACUGUCCAAGAAAUGGCGCAAAGUCCAAUCGAAGAGGACCAGGAGAUCGCGGACAACAUCCAGAACCGAAUAUUCUACGAAGAGACCACACACGACAGGAUUGUCAGGAUCUUGAGAGAGUACAAGGAUCAAGGAUUCGGAUACUUGGACGCCUGCACUGAGCUAUCUCACGUUUUCUUGCGGAUGUUGGAGAGGUAUUCUAAGGAAAAUGUCGACCUACAGAUACGAUCCAGACGCAGGGCCAAAAAGAGACACAAAGAGGUUCAAAGACAAGCGGCUCAACCUGGGGCAGAUCCCAGUGCGGAGGACGAAGAGUCAGAAAAUGAAGAUAUUGCAGACGUGGUUCAAGUCGCCAAAGAACGCAAGUUUGACUUCCAUCGGUUCGCGGCGAAAUUCUCCACCCAAGCAUCAGUCAACACCUUCGUUGCUUUGACGGCGUUCUAUAAAGAUCUCGGCACAGAACAACUCAAGAGGGCGCACCGUUUCUUCUACCGAGUAGCCUUCAAGCAGGAUAUGGGUAUACUGCUCUAUCGUGUCGACAUCAUUGCGCUAUUCUACAAGAUGAUGAAUGGUCCUGAUGGUCUUGAGUCAAAGCAUCCUAUGUUCAAGGAAUGGUCUGAAUUCACGAAGCAGUUAUUCAGAAAGAUGUUCAAGAAAAUUGACCAGCGACCCGAACUAAUUAUCGAGCUGCUCUUUAGCAAAAUAAGCUCGACGCUACAUUAUCUGGAGUUCGGGCAAGAGAAGCAGACAAUCUCGGCAACUCGCGCACCUCCAGAACUAGAGAUCAGACCUGCACAGGGGAGAGGUGUCCAAGAGCAGAUCGGAAUCGUUGUGACUGUCUUGCUGAAAGACGGGAAAGAUGAGCUCAUUCAAUGGACCAAACAUGUGCUUGGAAAAGCACACGACGAGAGACAUGCCUGGGAAGCAGAAGCAGAAGCCCGCAAAGGAGCGCCCACCGAAGUAGCUGAGGAGCAGCCUGGGCCUCCGUCUGAGAAAGACAACAUCGGCCAGCCACCGGGCAUCACUAUCCAGGCGGCCUCCGAGGAUAUCAAAACAGCCAUGUUCAAGAAUGCACGGCUAAGAUUGUUAAUGACUCUGGUCGGCUUUGAACGACUAGGUGAUGAAGAUGUGCUCGGUGCAACGUGGAUUGUACCUUCGAGUGUAAGCUCGCAUGAUUUAGCAGAGUCAAAAAAGGCUAUUCAACAUUACGAGCAAACGCCAUGGCAGGCAGAAAACGCACAUGAGGAUGCCGAGGACAUGAUACGCAGGAAACCCAAGGCUAGGAAAAGCAACGAAGAUGAAGAGGAUGCUCCCCGGGAUGCCUUUAUUGACGAUUCGGAAGGCGACGAAGAAUUUUUGUUCCCCGACAAUCCUCGCAAGAAGAGGUCCAAAGAUAUUCUAAAAGAGCUCAAGGCGCGUCGGAAAAGAAAGCGAGGGUCAGAUGACGAUGACAACGUGGACGAGCUCGAUGAAGAAGCUGCAGCACGGAGAAGAGCUGCUCGUGAAGCCGCUGCAAGGGAACGGCGGCUCAAGAUCAAGAGCGAGGCAUACAUCAGGGAUAGUGAUGACGAAAGCGACGCGGAGAGGGACAGGCUCUUUUUCGAGCGAGAGGAGGAGUUGCGCAAGAAGACGGCGGAAGAUCAUAUUCGCAAACAAGCGGCGUACGUCAAUGAGCAAUCUACCAAAUCCAAAGGCAAAGGGAAGCGCAAAGGCACGAAGCCUGCGUUGCCACAAACCCAAGAGACCACACAAGAGAGCGACGAUGACAUAUUGAUGGGUGGUAGGGACGACGAACCCAAUGAGACUGCAUCUUCCCAGCCUCAGGGGAGGUCUGAUACCGAGGCUGAAAGCGAAGAAGAAACGCCAUUCUCAUCGCAGAGCUCUGCCACAGUCAGAGAUGUCCGGCACCAAAAGAGCGUACUGCGGGAGAUGUCCCAGCCAAGGGUAGCUUCAAGAGGUGCAUCGGGAAAGAAUGGUGGAGGUGGACUAGAUGAUGGAAGCGAUGGUGACGAGGACAUCGUCCCGAUUGUAAGACAACAGCGGGUUAGAGGUGGUUUUGUUAUAGACAGCGACGACGAUGAGUAG